GUUUAUAUUUUAAUAAGUAAACAUUGUUAACUAAAAUUUAAAUUUCCAUGCAUUAAGUCAUUAACCGCCACAUAAUGUUUGAAAAAUAAAUUCAAUUUACACGUAAGUAGACUCGUUUCUUACAUAAUAUCUUUAAUUAUACAAAAAUCAUAAUGGACGCCUACAUCAGGCAAACGUUAACAAUAUCUGUUGCCCAAAUAUGUAACAAUAUUGGUUGGCACUCAAUAACAGACUCUUCUAUGAACAUUCUGACUGACAUUCUGCACCACUAUAUUAGUGACUUGUCAGUUACAUCGAAAAAAUAUGCAGAACACGCAUACAGUGACGUACCAGAUAUUGAAGAUUUGGAAAAGGCCUUUCGUCAUAAAUCUAUAUCAUUCACUGAAUUACGUAGAUAUAUGAAACACACAGGGCCUGUCAAAUUUCCACAUAGUGUACCUCCAUUAAACAAUAUGCCGGGAAGUAUUGUUUUGAAUGUUAUUAAACCAGGAAGUAGGGAAAUUUUAACCAGACCUAUUCACGUUCAUGAUCAUCUUCCAAGUUUAAUGACUGAACCCAUUGAAGAGGAAAAAACCACAGAUACAGAGAAAAUUAAAAAUGAAAUUGUGCACAUUAAACAAGAAUCAGAAGAAGUUAUAUUACAUAAACGUUUGAGAGAAAUUUCUAGUGUAGUGAUGACAUCUAGUGGUUUUUUAUCUCCAUCUAGAGAAGGUAGAUUGGCAGACUCUAAAUUAUUGCCAUUCCCCGAAAUAAAAAUCGAACCACUUAAAUCACCUAACCUAACUGAAAUUACAACUUGUAACAAAGACGAAUCUUCUCAAAAAAUUACGAUAAGCUUAAAGAAAGAUAAAUCAAAAAAGUUGAAAUCUGAAGUAAAAAAAAAACUUAAAGGUUCAAAAAAACAUAAUUUACUCUUACAGUCUAAAGAAAAAAAGGCAAAAGUUUUAAAAAAAAUACCGAAAAUCAAAGAAGAAAAAAUAUUUGUUUCAAAAGAACUUCCUGUAUUGGACCCUGUUAUAGAUGAAAUUGAUGUUGUAACUGUACCUGAAAAAGUUACUGAAAAGAUCCCAAAAAAAGGUGUUUCUUCACUCCACGCUAAUAAAACAAAAAUGGAAGAAAUCCUACCCAAAUUUUCAUUUUUUGGUCCUUUACCUCAAGCUCCUGAAUUAAUACCAUCUACAUUUUCUCAGUCAAUUAUUCCAUCAGAGAAAAUAGAAAAACCAACUAAUCCAAAAAUACAAAUUGAAAAUGAAGAUAUAAGCCGCAAAGAACAAAAAAAGAAGAAAAAGGACAAAAAGAAAGAAAAAAAGGAAAAGAAAAAGCAAAAAGAUAAAUUAAAGCAAAUAAAUAAACUAAAGGAAAAAGAGAAGAUGAAAGAAAAAGAAAAGAAAAAAGAUAAACUUAAAUCUACUAAUAAAGUACCAAAAAUCAAAUUCAGAUUUGGGAAUCGAGAGGAAACCAUUACAAAAGUAAUGCCUAUUGAAAAGCCACCAGAAGUAAAUUUAUCCAUAAUUCCAAAACCUGAACCUAUUGAAAUUGAUGUGGAAAUUGAAUCAAAACCAGACAUCCCAAUUGAAAUAUUACAUAGCAUUAAAUCACCUCCAAGAGUUCCUAUUCAUAAAAUUAAAACUAAAAUUGUUACGAAAACUGUACAGCCAACUCCAGCUCCAGCUCCUGUUGAAACUUCUCCUCCAGCAUUCUACUAUGAUGCAGCUGGCAAUCAAGUAUGGAUCUGUCCUAUGUGCACUAAACCAGAUGAUGGAAGUCCAAUGAUUGGUUGUGAUGGAUGUGACGUAUGGUAUCAUUGGGUGUGUGUUGGUAUCCAGUGUCCUCCAGACUGCGCUGUUUGGUAUUGUCCAAGGUGUUUGGCGAAACGUGCACAGCCAACUAAAGGCAAAAGAGGUAGACCACGAAAAAACAAAUUUUAGUACUUUACAAUACAUGUACAUGCAUAUAAAUGUAUGUAUAUAAAUAUAUAUAUAUAUAUAUUACAAAUCAUAUUGAGUUUAUAGUAAUAAUUUAUAUUUUUCUUUAAUUGCAAUUAUCAUUUAUUUUAAACUAGUUGUUUAGUGAUUACAUGUAUGUAUAUAUAUAUAUAUAUAUUUUUUUAAGGAUUAACAGAUUUUUCAAUCAUAUUUGCUUCCAUUAAUAACUUUUUGUACAUUUGUAACCAUUUAGUUUUUGCAAGUUAUUAUAAUUAAGUACCUAUUAUAUAAAUUUAGUUUUAUACUUUGACUGAGAAAUAAUAUGUUCAUACUGUUUCAAUAAAUAAUGUAAAGGAGGGGGAUAAAUUAAUAUUUAUUUUCUGGAAAUGAAUAUGAAAUAAUAAUUCCACAAUAAUUGGGUAAAAUUCAGAUUGUUAAAAAAAAUAUAAAAUUACUAAGUAGGUACACAGAUAUUGUAUGUCAAUUUGCAUUAAAUAUUACUAUUAAUUGUUAUUCGACAUUUUAGGUGUAAGUUGAUCUCAAGAAUAAUAAAUGAACAAAAUAUUUGAUGUACCUGUCUAUCUAUUUUUAAUUUGUAUUAAUAAUAGUUUAUAAUGAAGUAGAUUUAUUUCUCAAUGCAAAUAACCUAACUAUAUUCUACUGACUGAUACGAAUAUGUAUAUACAAUUAUUUUAAAAAUAUUAUUUAUUUUUUCUUCAAAUUUGUACUAAAUUCUGAAAUAUUUAGAUGAUAUGAUCAAAACAGUUGAUUUAAAUAAAUUAUUAAAUUUAUUGGAUGUUUUAAUUGGACCAUUAGUCUCAGUUUUCAUCUUGAAGUUGUUAAUGAUGGUCUUUCCCUUUUGGUUCUGGAAAAUAAAUUCACAAGUUAAAAAUCGAGUUAUUGCUAUAUUCAGUAAUAUUUACUUAUUAUUUGAAAUACUUCUGCCAAUAGUUCACUUUAUUUUUGAUAGUAUUCUUCUGUAUAUUCUUGCAGUAGAUUAAAUGGUUUUUUAAAUUUAAAAAAAAAAGACUGUGCUUUCAAUUGUUUACAACUCAAUAUUAUUAUUAUUAUUUUUUUUAUUUUGUAUCAUUAAAAUUACAAAUGUUCAGUUCUAUAGUAACAUUUUUUUAAAAUUGACCAACAUUUAACUAAAAUAAUUGUUUUUAUUAUAGGAAAAUAUGUAUAAUAUGUGUAUAUCAUGUAUUAAUGUCUAUUUAUAAAUAAUAUAAUGUAUGAAAACAAAAUGUAAAGUUAAUUCUAAUUUAUUAAUACAAUUAUUAUGUUUAUACGAUGAACCAUACUGCUUAUUUCAAAGUAAAAUUAUUUAUUACAUGUAUUCUAACACUAAGUUAAGUUAAAUCAAAAAAUAUAUUUACUAUUUUAUUUAAUAGCUUUUUUAUACAUUUUAUGAAUUGAAUUCUCUGAAAAUUCUAUUAAUGAAAAUAAAAAUUAAAAAAUUAUUAUUGACUACCAUUGUGUAUUCGCUGUAAUAAAUAUAAA
This is a messenger RNA of Cinara cedri, 3425 nucleotides long. The record is from the annotation of a GenBank genome assembly. Lineage: Eukaryota; Metazoa; Arthropoda; Insecta; Hemiptera; Aphididae.